UACAACCAUUACUAUUUGUAGAAACAAAGAUGGCGGCACCUACUUUUGAUAUUGCUAGAGAAAAAGCUCUGGCCGAUUAUAGAAAAAGACUUCUGGAACACAAAGAACAAGAAGCAAGACUUAAAGAAAUGCGUGAGAACUUGAAGGAGUUGACCAAACAGUAUGAUAAGUCUGAGAAUGAUCUGAAAGCUUUACAAAGUGUUGGGCAGAUUGUUGGUGAAGUGCUCAAACAGCUAACUGAAGACAAAUUUAUCGUCAAGGCAACCAAUGGACCUCGUUAUGUGGUGGGGUGCAGGAGACAGCUGGACAAGACAAAGUUAAAGUCUGGGACAAGAGUGGCCUUGGAUAUGACUACACUGACCAUCAUGAGGUAUCUACCCCGUGAAGUUGAUCCUCUGGUGUACAACAUGUCAGUUGAAGAUCCUGGAGACGUUUCUUUCAAUCAGAUUGGUGGGCUGGGUGAACAGAUCAGAGAACUUAGGGAGGUGAUUGAACUGCCCCUCCUCAACCCUGAGUUGUUCCAACGUGUUGGCAUUACCCCACCCAAAGGCUGCUUGUUGUAUGGACCCCCUGGAACUGGCAAAACUCUACUGGCGCGUGCUGUGGCUAGCCAGUUGGACUGUAAUUUUCUUAAGGUGGUUUCAAGUGCUAUUGUAGACAAGUAUAUUGGUGAGAGUGCCAGGCUCAUCAGAGAAAUGUUUGCCUUUGCCAGAGACCAUGAGCCUUGUAUUAUUUUUAUGGAUGAGAUUGAUGCCAUUGGUGGUAGAAGGUUUUCUGAAGGAACAUCAGCAGACAGAGAAAUUCAGAGAACCCUGAUGGAGUUGUUGAACCAAAUGGAUGGCUUUGAUGCCUUGGGGCAAGUCAAAAUGAUAAUGGCAACCAACCGUCCAGACACUCUAGACCCUGCGUUAUUACGACCUGGUAGACUUGACAGAAAAAUUGAAAUAUCCUUGCCAAAUGAACAAGCCAGAUCAGAAAUUUUAAAAAUCCAUGCCAAUCCUAUAGCUAAGCAUGGAGAAAUAGAUUGGGAAGCAGUUGUUAAAUUGUCUGAAGACUUCAAUGGAGCAGAUCUGCGUAAUGUCUGCACAGAAGCAGGAAUGUUUGCAAUAAGAGCAGAACGCGACUACGUUAUAGAGGAGGAUUUCAUGAAAGCUGUGAGGAAAGUGGCAGACAAUAAGAAACUGGAGAGCAAGCUGGACUACAAACCUGUGUAAAUCAUGACCUUAAAGACUAUUUAUUUCACUAUGUGAGGUCAAGCAAGGAUGGUGAGAAGUUGGGAUUUUUUCUCAAGAAUCACUUCAAUGUUGGCUGGUUUAAUUUGGUUUUUCAAAUAAAUUUUUUUUCAUUUGUU
Messenger RNA from Physella acuta, 1351 nucleotides. Its product is annotated as 26S proteasome regulatory subunit 10B. NCBI's taxonomy places the organism in Eukaryota, Metazoa, Mollusca, Gastropoda, Physidae. The record is from RefSeq and is a predicted model, not a curated record. Gene Ontology annotation, molecular function: ATP binding; ATP hydrolysis activity.